Molecule: messenger RNA, 504 nt
Organism: Hydra vulgaris (swiftwater hydra)
Lineage: Eukaryota; Metazoa; Cnidaria; Hydrozoa; Anthoathecata; Hydridae
Source: RefSeq, a predicted model, not a curated record
CGUUUGAUGCGUUAGUUUCAAACCCAUUUUAAAAUACGUCGAUAAGCAUAGACAAAAACGUAAACUGAAAAUGGAGCUACCUGCAAAGACUAUUUACUUUUUCUUUUUUAUCGUUAGCCUCCACGCUUUUAUCGAUAGUCUUCAUGCUUCAAUAGUUAUAGUAGAACAGAUUCCAAUUCAAAAUGAUGAUGAACAAAGAUUAAACAAUUCAAUAACUACAGAUCUGCAUACUUUUCUCCCUUAUACAAAAAUAAAAGUUCCAAUGAAACAGUGCUACAAUGAUAUAUACAACUGUUUGCAAUCAAGUCCAUUUAAAAAAAAUAAAUGUCUGAAAAAAUUUAGAAAAUGUUCUUCAAAACACUGCUCGGCUAAAGAGUGUUUUAUUGAUGCACGAAAAUGUACAAUGGAAGUCGAAACUCUGCAGAAAGUGCUUAAAUGUAUCAGAACGCUUAAAACAUGUAUAAAAAAGAAAGGAUGCUAAUAAUAAUAUUUAUGAUAACUAUA